This is a messenger RNA of Neohortaea acidophila, 3684 nucleotides long. Its product is annotated as SNF2 family N-terminal domain-containing protein. The record is from RefSeq and is a predicted model, not a curated record. NCBI's taxonomy places the organism in Eukaryota, Fungi, Ascomycota, Dothideomycetes, Mycosphaerellales, Teratosphaeriaceae. Gene Ontology annotation, molecular function: ATP-dependent chromatin remodeler activity; ATP binding. The transcript is spliced from 4 exons. Bases 82 to 3510 code for a protein of 1142 amino acids.
CCCCUCUCCCUUGGCCCCCUUUCUCUUCCUUCACUCAUCCCCUUCUACCAUUCCAAUCACCCUGAACACCGAUUCCUCAUCAUGGACACCACCGAGAACAUCCCAAUCAAGCCAGAACCACAGGAAGACUCGACGUGGCGUUUCCAGCCCAAUGAAACGAUCUCUCUACUCAGCGACGACGAAGACGACUCACUCUUCAUCACACCCUCCAAACAUCUUCCCACCCGCGACUCCAAGUCUCCCUUCCUGGCCACCAACGGCCCAGCUUCACCCAAAUCCUCUCCUUUAGUGAAGUCUUCACCAAAGUCUUCGGCCCACGACUCAGACGUCGAAGAAAUCGAUCCUCCCGUAUUGUCUACUCUCCCGGCGAAGAAGAACCUGGCCACGACAGAUAUUCAACGGAUGCUACUUCAAAAGCAACGAGAACUUGCGGACAAAUGCCGCAGUGGGCAGCCGGUGACGAUUGCCUCGACGAUUGCCUCUGCUCCCCUCAACUCGAUCAAGCCGAUCCCUGACGUGGCGAACAGUGUUCCCGUCAUGGACAACACGACCAAAGGCUCUGGCUACGAUGCCGAAGCUGCUGCAUUCAAGAGGAAGGAGAAGGCUAUGCUAAAGAAACGAGAUGCGGGCAAGCUUACCGAUGCCGAGGAGAUCGAAUUGAUCCGUCUCGAAGCUGAAGAGUCCGCCCGGCGCAGAAAGCGAAAAGCCGACGAAGCAUUUGUGCAGGCUGAGCAGGAGACAGUGACGAUCGAGGACGAUGAGGAUAUCCCCAGUGAUUCGGAGCAAGGGGUAGAACCCCGCGUCUUCCAGCCUUACCAGCCAGCGAAGAAACAGAAGAAGACGAAACAGCAGGCUAGAAAGCCGCCUAUCCUGGAAGACAGCGAUGGCAGUGAUGACGAUGAGGAUGGCCUUCCUCCUCCGAAGAAAGCUCCUAAGAAAGGAGCGAAGAAAGUCGGAAAGACAGCAAAGACGAAGAAAGGCGAUGGCAAGAAGAAGCAAAAGAAAGACCUCUCCGCCUCCCUGGCCAACUUGGGCAAUCUUACGUCGGCGGAUGUCUUCAGAGAUACUGCUGCCACGGCACAUCUUGCCGCGCAGCCGACAUUUGGAGCUACUGGGCCUCUGGGCCGCAGAGACAAGGCCUUGCGGGAGCUUGUCGCUUCGAUCCCUACAACAGAUAAAUCCGUCGUGCGGGAUGAUAGGAAGCUUCUCGACAGGUGCAUUCGCUCCUUCACCGGUUCCGCCCACGGUGCUGUCCGACCGGGAGAAGAUGGGAAUUGGCGAGUCAAAGGCAUGAAGACUACGCUCAAACAUUACCAGAUCUUGGGAGUCGGGUUCAUGCGCGAUCGCGAGAACGGCGGGAAGCCACGAGGCGGCAUCCAGGCGGACGAGAUGGGUCUCGGCAAGACGAUUAUGUCGCUGGCCAACAUCGUGAACGGGCAAGCACCGGCGAAGGCCGAGCGCAGGGCGACUUUGAUCGUUGCGUCGCCCGCGUUGGUCACGCAAUGGUUCGAGGAGAUCAAGAGACACUGCGUUCUUGCCAGCGAAGAAAAAGCCGGGCUGCGUGUCAUGAAAUGGUGUGCGAGAUCGAAGAGCCAGUCGGACAAUAUCCUAGGGAUGUUCAACGACCACAGCAUUGUUCUGACAACGUACAACGAGGUCGCCGGCUCUUUUCCAACAAACGACCCACCGGACGAGAUUAUCGACGCUCUUGACAAGGCUGCGUGGGUCAAGAAGAACUUCGAAGAAGAGCGCGGCCCUCUGCAUCAAUGCAAGUGGCUACGCGUCGUCCUGGAUGAAGCUCAUGCUAUCAAGAAUCACAAGUCGCGUACCUCUCUGGCGUGCAGAGCGCUCGAUGCCAGGCACUACUGGGCGGUCACCGGUACACCUAUCCUGAAUUCGCUGGCGGAGUUCUACCCCUACUUCUCCCUGAUCCGUGAGCCAUGCGUUGGAGAAUACGACCUCUUCAAGAAGAACUUUCUGGUCAAAGACGGAGAAGACGUCGUCGCGAACAGGAGGUUGGCUGCGCUUUUGAACAAGGUCAUGUGCAGGCGCACUCACCAGGACACACUAUUCGGUGCUAGACUAUUGGAGCUCCCUCCACCGACCGAGAUCAGUGCCUGGCUGUCUUUCAACGACGUUGAGCGGAAGAUCUAUCAGAUCGUUGAGAACCGAUUCAUUCAGCGCAUCAACCGCAUCUCCCGCAACGGAGAGAUGGAAUCCAAGUACAACCACGUCUUCACGUUACUGUUGCGCUUGCGCCAGCUAUGCAGCCAUGUUCUGCUCAUCCAAGGGACAAUCCUUGACCUUCUGGAGCGGGAAGACUACGAAGCACUGGAGGCUUUGUGCGACAAAGAAGACGACUCUGUCACCACGGAGGGCGCAUCGCUCAUCGUCUCGCUGCGAAACAUCCUGCAGGCUCACACGGCCGCCAAAGACCAGGAAGAGCGCGUACUGGGGCAGAAUGUCAUCGAAACCGAGUUACGCCCCAUCGACCUGGUCAGCUUCGAGCAAAACCAACAUGGAAAAGGCGGGCAGCACGGCCUCGCAUAUCGGUUUAGAAAGUACCUUUUGAGCCUUCGGAAUUCCAAACAGUGGGAUGCCAUGGUUCAGCGGUCGACCUGCUGUGCGUGCCACCAGCAACCCGAUGACCCCUGGGUCACGAGCUGCUUCCACAUCUACUGUCGCACCUGUUUGCAAGAUCUGGCUACAUGGGCCGCGCAUCUCGGGAAAGACAGUGCCCAGUGUACUGAGUGCGGACAAGAGUAUACCAGCGCCGACUCAUGCGCAGGCCUCGAGGAAUUGCGGGCGAAAAAGAACGCGACAGAGAAGAAUGGCGGCGACGGAACGAAAUCCAAGACAAACGGGAAGAAGAGCGGAGACGAGAUGGAGUCCUGGAUCGACAUGAACGGCGACAUUCUUAGCUCGACAAAGACCAUUGCGAUCAAGGCGCAGCUACUCGCAUGGAAGGCCCUUGAUCCCAGCGUCAAGGUCAUCGUCUACACGCAAUUCCUGCCCAUGAUCCGCAUCUGUGAGAGGAUGUGCCUCGCCGAAGGCUUCGAAUACUGCACAUACGCCGGCAACAUGACUCUCGAGGCUAGAGACAAGGCAAUCGAAGAAUUCGGCAAGAGUUCUACGAAGAACGUCCUCCUCGCCUCGCUGCGCUCCGGAGGACUCGGGCUCAACUUGACGAUGGCUAGCCGUGUCUUGAACGUCGACAGCUGGUUCAAUCGCAGUCUGGAGCAGCAGGCCUUCUGCAGAGUGUUCCGUAUCGGCCAGACCAAAGAAACGACAUUCACAAGACUCUACGUCAAAGGCACCGUCGACGCCCGCAUGCACGAAAUCAAGAAGAACAAGGACAUCGAGAUUGACGAUUGUCUCGGGACUCAUCAGCGUGGGGAGAAGAUGGAGGUUCAUGAGCUCAUGAAGCUUUUUGGGACGGUGGAGAACGACGAAGAUGGACGUCCAUUCAUUCAUCCCAACCCGAUUGAGGAGAUUGAAGACGAGGAUUAAUUCUUGCGAUUGAUAGGACAGGAACGGACGGAGAGGAACGGGAAUUGGGACUGAUAUUUGGCUGAGAUGGGGAACUUACUGAGAUUAUUUCUAUGCGUGUAGUAUAUCGGCCGGACUGGGAACAUUCGAGAUGUAGUUAUAGUGAGAACAAAUAGUUGGAAAAACAUUGAUACG